Periophthalmus magnuspinnatus is the source of this 2673-nucleotide messenger RNA. RefSeq names its product DiGeorge syndrome critical region gene 2 (gene dgcr2). Gene Ontology annotation, cellular component: membrane. The record is from RefSeq and is a predicted model, not a curated record. Lineage: Eukaryota; Metazoa; Chordata; Actinopteri; Gobiiformes; Gobiidae. The transcript has 11 exons. Gene Ontology annotation, molecular function: protein binding. The coding region runs from base 345 to 1955 and encodes 536 amino acids.
CGUGUUUGGGAUUGUUGUGAUGGGAGGCGGCGGCCAUCUUGGAUCUACAGAGGAUCAGGACGCACAGGACGGAGCAGGAGCUGUUUGCUAAUGUUAGCCUGUGUUAGCCCGCGUUAGCUCGUGUUAGCUCGUGUUAGCUCGUGUUAGCCCGUGUUAGCCUAUAUUACCCUGUCCUAAAUAACCACAACAGAACAUAUUCGACAGGAAUGUGACCUGCAGACGGAGUUUGAGCCGCAGAAAUGCUCCACAGAGUGAGCGGAGUGAGCGGGUGAAGUCCAGGCCGCGGUGGAGCUCAUCCUCCUGUUUUUUAUUUUUCUGAGUGACAUAUUAUGAAUGGGGGAUAAAUGUGGCCGAAGGCUGACAGCUGCAGUUUGGUCCUCCUCUCUCUGCUCUUCGUCCUCACAGUAACGGACCCUCCACGGACAGGUGCAGGACUAGCUCUGGCCAGAUUAUUGUCAGAGCCGCGCUGUCCGGGCCAGUUCGCCUGCCGCAGUGGAAAGCUGCAGUGUAUCCCUCUGUCCUGGCAGUGUGACGGAUGGACAGCAUGUGAGGACAAGAGCGACGAGAUGGACUGUCCCCCUCUAAAGGAGGAACGGUUCCGUUAUGGAAAUGGGUUUGACCAGGUUGAAGAUGUGAUUGGAGUAGCUCAGCCCGUGCGAUUCAACAAAAAGUGUCCGACCGGGUGGCAUCACUAUGAGAAGACGGCCAGCUGUUAUAAAGUUUACCUGAGGAAUGAGAACUAUUGGCAGGCGGUGGACACCUGUCAGAAGGUGAACGGGUCGCUCGCCACGUUUGUCACCAACGAAGAGCUGCAGUUCAUCUUAAAGAUCGAGGUGGACUUUGACGAGAAAGUCUGUGAGCGCAAAGACCAGUGCAAGUUUUGGGUCGGAUACCAGUACGUGAUCACCAACCAGAACCACUCUCUGCAGGGACGCUGGGAGGUGGCCUACAAAGGUGCGAUGCAGGUGUUCCUUCCCCCUGAGGGCCUGGCGUCCAUCGGUGACGCGUCCCCGUCCCAGGACAGCGUGUUCUGUGCUCAGCUGCAGCGUUUCCAGAUCAAAAGUAUGAACGAGCGCGGCCUGCACAGCUGGCACGCCGAGAACUGCUACAAGAAGUUCCCUUUUCUCUGCAAACGACGUCAGACGUGUGUGGACAUCAAGGACAACGUGGUGAACGAGGGCUUCUACUUCACGCCGAAAGGAGACGACCCGUGUCUGAGCUGCACGUGUCACGACGGCGAGCCCGAGAUGUGCGUGGCGGCACUGUGCGAGCGGCCGCAGGGCUGUCAGCACUUCCGCAAGGACCCCAAAGAGUGCUGCAAGUUUACAUGCCUCGACCCAGAUGGGAACAGCCUGUUUGACUCGAUGGCCAGUGGGAUGCGUCUCAUCGUCAGUUGUAUUUCUUCGUUCCUGAUUCUGUCGUUGCUGCUGUUCAUGGUCCACAGGCUCCGUCAGCGACGGCGUGAACGAAUCGAGACGCUCAUCGGGGGGAACUUGCAUCAUUUUAACCUCGGCCGGAGAGUUCCCGGGUUCGACUACGGCCCAGACGUGUUUGGGACGGGCCUCACCCCCUUGCACCUGUCUGACGACGGAGAGGGAGGGGCCUUUCACUUCCAAGAGCCGCCGCCGCCGUACGCCGCCUACAAAUACCCCGAUAUACCCCACCCCGACGACCCCCCUCCCCCGUACGAGGCGUCCAUCAACCCCGACAGUCUGCUCUACGUCGACCUAGGUCACGCCGGCGUCGCCAUGGUACCAGGCCAGAUGAACGCCAUCGCAGACGGACUACAGUCUGACGUUCCUAAUCCGCGCGGUCCCGGGUCGGCGGCGGCUCCGCCUCAGGAGAGGGAGGACUCCAUAGACAGCAGCACGUUCCUGGUGGGGCCGGACACGCCCACGGACGGCCCCGCGGCUCCGAGGCCCAUGACCCCUGACUCCCUCAGCACGGCCGUAUAGGACUCGGCGGCGGGACUCGUGCGGUCAGGAGGCCCUCGGACUCUCUGGACUCGACCCGCGGUCGCCAUGUGGAAACCUGAUUUAAAGUUUGUACAGAAACGAUGAAUAGUUUGAUUAAAAGACUUGAUGUUUUGUAAAGAGACUGUGGAGGAGGCGGAGUUACACAGGACUGUGUUUUUACCCCCGCCGCGGCCUCAAGUCCAGACGCUCUACUGUAAAUCCCUCAGGUCAGCGCCGGUCCGGCUCCUGUGUGACGGACUCCCGACGACUCGCAGCUUUUAGUCCUGUGCUUCGUUUUGAAUCUGAAGAGUUUGUUUGGCUCUGUGGCGUUUCAUUGGCUGCGGCGGCGUGCUUCAGUAGCUUCGUUAGCUUGGUUAGCUAACCCUCCUUCACCUUCAUAGUUGUUUGGUCAUAGGAGUCGGUUUAAGGAUUUGAGGUAAAACAUAUUUUGUAAUUGUAAUGUUUAAAAAGACUUGUUCCGUUCGAUUCUGCAGAAUGUGAGUUUCUGAUGAACCAUCAUGAAGUAUUCACGAAGUAUUCAUGAAUAUUCAUGAAGUAUUCUGUUCUCCAGAGACUCUGAGCUGCAGAGUCUCAUGUAAAACAUUUUAUUAACAAUCAAAUGUUAAAUACUGUGCACGAUUAAAAAACGAUUUCCUUUGUGCUGCUUUCAGGGACGUCAGGUUUUCCACUUAUGAAUAAAAAUCCUCAGUGUUGAUCC